Argentina anserina (silverweed cinquefoil) is the source of this 1161-nucleotide messenger RNA. RefSeq lists its product as uncharacterized. The transcript has 5 exons. Bases 87 to 1004 code for a protein of 305 amino acids. The record is from RefSeq and is a predicted model, not a curated record. Lineage: Eukaryota; Viridiplantae; Streptophyta; Magnoliopsida; Rosales; Rosaceae.
CCUCGCCUCCAGUUUGAAAUCCAACCGAAACUUCACCAUGACAUCUUCUAUCCUCUCCGACACUCUCAUCAUCACCAAUACCCAACAUGACACUUCUACUCUCACUCUCUAGUUCCACUCUCUUCCGCCUCACAACUAAACCCACUUCGACACUCACUCGAACAAUCAUAGCCAAAGCCUCCACAGCCACUGCCAUGUCCUCUGUGCCCACCAAAACCAAAGUCGUGCCUGCAGUCAUUGUCGGCGGCGGAAGAGUCGGCCAGGCCUUAAAUGACAUGGGCAGUGGUGAUGACUUGCUCGUCAAAAGAGGACAGCACGUGCCUCUUGACUUUGAAGGCCCAAUCCUGGUUUGCACUAGGAAUGAUGAUCUAGAGGCUGUUCUUGAGUCCACUCCAAGGCCCAGAUGGAACGAUUUGGUUUUUUUCCAGAAUGGAAUGCUGGAACCAUGGCUUGAAACUAAAGGUCUUAGUGAUGCGAACCAAGUGUUAGCUUAUUUUGCCGUGUCCAAGCUGGGAGAACCUCCAGUUGAUGGAAUAACUGAUACCAAUCCUGAAGGACUGACAGCAUCAUAUGGGAAGUGGGCAUCUGCAGUGGCUGACAGAUUACUUGCUGGAGGCCUCACUUGCAAGGUUCUUGAAAAGGAAGCAUUUCAGAAGCAGAUGUUAGAAAAGUUAAUAUGGAUUUCAGCAUUCAUGCUUGUUGGAGCUCGUCAUCCAGGAGCAACUGUAGGUGCUGUAGAGAAAGACCACCGCUCUGAGGUUUCCAGACUUAUUGCAGAGCUAGCGGCUGCAGCAGCAGCUGAGAAGGGGUUGGUGUUUGAAGGAGCCAUGGAAGAUAGACUAUGUGCAUACUCACGAGCAGUUGCCCACUUUCCUACAGCAGUUAAAGAGUUUAAAUGGAGAAAUGGUUGGUUCUAUUCUCUCUCUGAAAAGGCAAUUGCAGAAGGAAAACCUGAUCCAUGUCCCCUACAUACGGCGUGGCUCAAGGAAUUGAAAGUUAUUUAGAUAAACCAGCUCUAGUUUAGAAUGAUCGAUUUGGAUCUCCUUAUGUUGGAGCUAAUACAUGGAGUGUGCUUCUCUUUCAUUAAUAAUGGAAUGUUCAUCGAUUUAGAUCAUUGUGACUGUCAAUUGCAUUGUUAAUAUAAAGCAAAACACUUGUUGA